Messenger RNA from Heterotrigona itama, 4069 nucleotides. The record is from the annotation of a GenBank genome assembly. Lineage: Eukaryota; Metazoa; Arthropoda; Insecta; Hymenoptera; Apidae.
AUGGAGCCAAAAUGGGCGGCAAAAUCCUCUGGCGGGAUCUCCCUGAUUUUAAAAGACUAUUUCGCGUAAUUUGUUAUUUAUAAAAAUGUUGCCUCACGUGCAAUUAAUAAAAUGACUAAUAUCGUUUUGCACGCUGGAUUAUUCGAGCGUAGAAUCUACGCAAUUUUUGUUACGAUACUUUGUACCGUCCAAUCAAAAGUCCAAAUCUCUCCCAUCGCGAUUUGAAAUAUUGUCUUCUCAUUGGUCUUCCACGAUGGUGUAUAUAUCUCUAUUUAUUUGCAUUGCUCACUGAGAGAUAUCUCACGAAAAAUGAAUUAUUUACUAUUCCCGUUUGUAUUGUUUGUUGCCGUUGAGAAUAUUUGUUCCUAUCUGUUAAUUACAAACCGUAAAACAUAAAUUUUAAGUUAAUUUGAGAGUUAUUGAAUAUAAGUUUUUUAUAUUAACAUCGCUCUUUGAAUUUCAGUUUUGUUAUCUCGUAUUUUCAGAGUCUGCCGAUAUAUAACUCGAAAACUCGUCGGUGAAAAAAAAUGCACGGCAUUAAAUUCGAGACAGACGAUGUUAACAGAGCUACAAAGCGCUUUCUAUGUCGAUGGCGCUUUCAUGUAUAGGUACUGUCAUGGACACAGAUGUAGAACUUGCCAAAGGUGAAGGGUGUGAAACUAGUCCAGGCUGCUCUGGCUAUUCUAGCAUGGUGCACAGUAAAAAAGUCAUCAAACAUGCACUACGACAGCAGGCCAAGAGGCGUAGGAAAAAUACAACAAUUGCAGCUGGCAAUUCUCGUACUCUUCCAAGAAUUGUCGUUAAACCACUACCUCCACCACCACCGAACGAUCCACCUUCCCCUGUUAAUAAUGUACAGCACAUCAAUGCUACAACUGAAGAACCUGCUGCCACAAUGAGAGAAGUCCUAGCAAGUUUGCCAGGGUUUAGUUUGAAAUCUGGACGUAGACGAUCAACAAAACGAUUAUCGGCGACUGCACAACUGGAGGCUGGUCUUGUAGAUCUUGAGUCCCCAGCGAGUAUUUUAGCAAGCACAAGUUUACGUGCUCUUUUGAAUAGGCAUACUUUUCAAGGUCUGCCACCUUUGUAUCAAAGGAAACUUGCACAACUUUUGCCUGCUGUAGAUAGACAGGAUGCUGCUACAUCUGGAUUAAAUAACGAAUUCUUUGCGCGAGCUUGCUUAGAAUGGCGUAAACGCUUGGCAGAAGGAGAGUUUACUCCGGAGAAUCAACAAAGAUUGAAAAUGGAGGCAGAGAGAGACAAGAAUAAAUUGGAUCCGUGGAAAGUCAAGCAUUUUGAACCUAUAUGGGGUGAGAAGCGUGAACCUAAACUUAGGUCAGGUCUUCAUUGUAUUACGGAAUCAAGAUCUGGCGGAGCUGUAACGCGUUCGAGUUUAAGACUUCGUUUAGAAUCUAAUGUAGAUACACCUAUAUCGGAUACUCCCUGUCCUAUUAUGUCCGAAGAACUUAAAAUCGAAGAGGAUAACUGUAAAAUUGAAACUAGUAUAAGUAAUUCAGACGAUUUGAAUGAAACAACAGAGAUACAAGAGUUAUUACCAACAGAAUAUAACGAAACAACGCAUACAUUAAUCGAUGAAAAACAUAUAGAAUCUGUAAACAUAAACUCUGUAGAAACAAUAGGUGAUACUGAAAUGCAUCAGGACAAAUUUGAGGAAGAUGAGAAAGUUAUUAGUCUUGCAGAAAAACAAGACAUGAUUGAAGAGAAUGAAGUAGUAAGUCAGGUCUGCCAAGAAAAUAUUUCAAACGCAUACGACGAAGAAAUUCAUAUACCUCAAGAUGAAAAGAAUCUUGAAUCAAUGGAGAACCAUAUCCUUGAAGUAUCUGAAGAAGAUACGGUACUCUUACCGGAAGAAAGUACUUCACCAAGAUCCAGCGAACAAACAGAACAAAUGUCUCAUACAUCUAGGGAAACAUCAUCCCAAUUGUCAACAGAAUGUACAUCUCAAACUUCAGUAGAUCAAGUACCUCAAAUUUCAAAAGAGCAAAUAUCCCAAAUGUUGGAAGAACAAAUUUAUCCAAUAUCUGAUUGUGAGACUACAACUAUGCUUGAAACAUCGCCAUCGCACGAACAAAUUAGAUCAACUGAAAUUGUUAUGGAUGAUUCUACGCUAAUGAAUAGUAAUCAAAAUGAGACAACACAGGUUUCUCACGAAAAUGCAACAGACGGUGAAUCACAAAUUCCUGAAGGAAUGGAAAUCGACAGUGAAACGUUACAACGUAUUCACGAGUUGGAGGUAAGGGGAGAAAUGCGCGAAGCGUACGAAGAGAUUUCAAGAUGCUCCGAAGAAAUAAUAUAUCCUAUUCUUGACGGUAUGGAAAUGGGAACAAGUAAUACCGAAGAAACUGAAACACAGGUAGUCUCGGGACGGGCGGAGACUACCAGAGAGCAGCAAGAUGUAAAUAGUGGGAAUGAAGACGAAGCCCUUCGAGAAGCAAAUAACUACGUUUGUUCUGAAAUGUUAGAAUGUAGUUGGUCGGUAGAUCCCACGGUUAAUAACAUUAACAAUAAUAAUAGGACUCAGGAAGAGCUUCAAGUACCAUGGCCACUAGUAGCUGCAGCUCUUGAUGGAUCUGUAGCCACUAACAUAACGGUGACCACUCAAGACGAAUGCAAUGAGACACCUACUUCCACUGAUUCGACUAAUCCACCGCAACAAUUUAUCAAUGCCGAUUCCAAUGUAGAAUCGGUUAACUGUAUACAGUUGCCAGUUGUUCAGGGAACUCAGUUUCAGUCAGAGGGUCUUGCAAUUGGUACACCAGGAACGAGUUGCAUAAUGAAAAAUUUCCAGUCUCAGAGCUCGCCUAUUAUUGCCUUUCCGCAACUGCAGUCUAUCAGAUUUGUACAAACUAGCUUUCAUUCCGAUCAAAACACUGCAUCGACUUUGAACAACACGUCCCCAAUUACUGCUCAAAUCCAGAAUCAACAGAAUACAACCUCGCAAGUAAAUAUAAUGAGAACGCAAGAAGAAGUGGUACAACUAAAUACACAAAAUAACAAUGCACGGAAUAUCAGAAAUAACGUGAACCAAAAUCAAGUCCCAAAUACCGUGACAGCCGCGAUCGGUAUACAACCCCCAAAUCGUGCACAAAAUACUAUCGUUAUUCAACACCAAGCCUCAGCACCUACACAACCACGACAAGUCGUAGCAACCAUACAACAACAUCAGUAUCCUGGAGCGACGGUUGCUGUGUCUUCAAGAUCUUCGCGUUCUAAUAAUCAGGGUAGUCAGAGAGGUUCCAGGAAUAGUAACAAAGAACAAGGAGGAGGUAGAUCACGCAGUACUACGAAAGAACCACCUGGUGCAGUUAAUUUGGAACGCAGCUAUCAGAUAUGUCAAGCGGUGAUACAAAGUUCGCCAAAUAGAGAUCAACUGAAGGCUCACUUGAAACCUCCGCCUAGUUUACUUGCCAGAGGUGAUGGUGCAUUCACGACGAAUAAAUCGGGUGGCCGUACAAUUACGACUGUCAAAACUCAGAAGCCAUCGCAGACAAUACAAAAUAAACAAACUCAAAAUAAAACGCAAGCGGUUAUGUUCAGACAUGUGUUUGCAACAGCGCGUCAAGCUGCUUCAACAGAGGUUCCAGAAAGCAAUACCGUAGCGCAGUUAGGAUCCACGACAACAGGUGGAUUGGGUCAAUAUAUACUGGUUCAGAGAACGGGCGUCGGCGACAGUGCACCAAGAGCAUCUUCUGCUCCACCUUUGCCUCCUCAAAUUGCCGGGAUGGGUGUUGGAGUACAUCUAGUACGUGGUAGACCAGCCAGUGCAGGAGAAGGUUCGCACCAGGCUGUAACAUUGAAAGGAAGAGGCACGGAUGGUAGAGGAGGAGGUGGCGCUGAACCCGGAGCACCUGGUAUGAUCAUGGGUGGAGAUCCACCACCUCCCUGCGAAUGUAACAUGCGAGGUGCUAUGGUAAUAUGCCGGCAAUGUGGCGCGUUUUGUCACGAUGACUGUAUUGGGCCUCAACGUAUUUGUGCUACCUGUCUGAUACGUUAAUCAUUGUUUAACGAUUGUUUCUGUAUAAAUUUAAAAAAAAAAAAGAAAAAAAGA